This is a messenger RNA of Malania oleifera, 2589 nucleotides long. RefSeq names its product cytochrome P450 86A2. Lineage: Eukaryota; Viridiplantae; Streptophyta; Magnoliopsida; Santalales; Ximeniaceae. The record is from RefSeq and is a predicted model, not a curated record. Gene Ontology annotation, molecular function: iron ion binding; oxidoreductase activity, acting on paired donors, with incorporation or reduction of molecular oxygen; heme binding. The transcript has a single exon. Bases 626 to 2245 code for a protein of 539 amino acids.
UUCAGUGUAAUUCCCAUUCCUAUGAUAAUAUUUCCAAUGAUCACACUGCCUGCCUGUGACGGCAUUUAAUGCUGCCUUUUUCAGCUAAUUUGUGCCUGCCCAAUUUAUCGCGCCCUCCCACAAACGUAACACAUGCAUGCAUAUCUCUCUCUCUCUCUCUCAUAAUCUACGUUCAAAAUUUCAACACGGCCCUGCCGCCCCCCGCCUCAAUUAAAUGCUUCUCUCCGCUCAUCAUCAUCAUCAUCUUCUUCUUCCUUCUUCUUCUUCUACUUCUUCUAUAAAAAUCGCUUUCCUUCACCCAAUUUUUUCCUCCACCACCCACACAACUAUACACACACACACACGCACACCUCUCUCUCUCUCUGAAAAUAUAUUUCCCCUUCCAUUUUCGCUCACUUUCUCGGCAUUAUAUAUUCCAUCCAUCCGCAUAUAUAUAUAUAUAUAUAUAUAUAUAUAUAUAUAUAUAUAUAUAGUAAUCCAAUCAACUGUCAUCCUAUAUUUCCAGAAUUGUAACAGCUGCGUGUAGUUGCAAAUUGGCGCCUGCUUUUGCUUUUCCGACGGAAAAUUAGUUAUCCCCUGCAACUCUGAUUUGUGUUCUUACGUUGGGGUGGGGUCCGCCGUUAACAUGGAUACACUAACGGCGUUAAUGAUCUUCGCCUCCAUCGCCGCUUACUUCUUGUGGUUCAGAUCCAUCUCGCGGUCGCUCCGUGGUCCACGUGUCUGGCCCUUACUGGGCAGCCUCCCCGGCCUCAUCCAAAACUCCUCCCGCCUCCACGACUGGAUCGCCGACAACCUCCGCGCCUGCGGCGGCACCUACAAGACCUGCACAUGCGCCGUCCCCUUCCUGGCCCGAAAGCACGGCCUCGUGACGGUCACGUGCGAGCCCAAAAACCUCGAGCACAUCCUCAAGUCUCGGUUCGACAAUUAUCCCAAGGGCCCCACCUGGCAAUCCGCCUUCCACGACCUCCUCGGCGACGGCAUCUUCAACUCCGACGGCGACACAUGGCUGUUCCAGCGCAAGACCGCCGCACUGGAAUUCACCACCCGGACCCUUCGCCAGGCCAUGGCUCGCUGGGUGAACCGGGCGAUCCAGCUCCGGUUCUGUCCCAUUUUGAGAACGGCUCAGCUCAAUGCCGAACCGGUCGAUCUCCAAGACCUCCUGCUCCGACUCACCUUCGACAACAUCUGCGGUUUGGCUUUUGGGAAGGACCCGCAGACGCUCUCCCCGGGCCUCCCCGAGAACGGUUUUGCUUCUGCUUUCGACCGGGCGACGGAAGCUACCCUGAAGCGGUUCAUACUGCCCGAAGUAGCGUGGAAGCUAAAGAAAUGGCUCCGCCUCGGUUUGGAAAGCACCAUGACCCAGAGCCUGAAACACAUGGACGAGUACCUCUCCCACAUCAUCAACACACGCAAGCUUGAGCUGUUGAGUCAGCAGGAAAGUGGGACCCUCCACGACGACCUCGUUUCGCGGUUCAUGAAGAAAAACGAGUCCUAUUCCAACGCCUUCCUCCAACACGUGGCUCUCAACUUCAUCCUCGCUGGCCGGGACACGUCAUCGGUUGCCCUGUGCUGGUUCUUCUGGCUGGUUAGCUUAAAUCCAAGAGUGGAGAACAAGAUCAUCGCCGAGCUGUGCGCCGUUCUAAUGGAGACACGUGGCAAGGACUGCUCCAAGUGGCUCCAGGAUCCGCUUGGGUUCGAGGAGGUGGACCGCCUGAUCUACCUGAAAGCUGCGCUUUCGGAGACGCUCCGGCUGUACCCGUCGGUGCCCCAGGACUCGAAAUACGUGGUCGCCGACGACAUUUUGCCUGACGGGACUACAGUGCCGGCGGGGUCGAGGGUGACGUACUCGAUAUACGCGAUAGGGAGGAUGAAAGGGAUAUGGGGGGAGGACUGCCUGGAGUUCCGGCCAGAGAGGUGGCUGUCGCCGAACGGAAAACUGCUCGACGGGAAGGACUCGUACAGGUUCGUGGCAUUCAACGCCGGCCCGAGAAUUUGUUUGGGGAAGGACUUGGCGUAUCUGCAGAUGAAGUCGAUAGCGGCGGCGGUGCUGCUGCGGCACCGUCUGGCCGUGGUGCCGGGGCACCGGGUGGAGCAGAAGAUGUCGCUGACGCUCUUCAUGAAGAACGGGCUGAAGGUUAACGUGCACGGGAGGGACUGGGCGCCCACAUUGGCCAAUUUGACGUCGAACGGUAAUUGCAGGAAUGGUGUAGGUUGCGUGGUUGACGGUGAAAUGGUAAUAAGCUGAGCUGCAAACCUAAAGAGGCUCGAUUUGGUUGUGGGUUGGCCCAUGCAUGUUUUACUCAUAUAUACUAGUGCAUGCUUGGGAGAUAUUUAAGACGUGGUGAACUUACGACGACCACAAGUGUGGAGGUGUGGAGGGAAUGGCUAAGAUUUGUUGAAGUGGCACUGUCAUGCGCGCCCCCGCCUAUAUAUAUAUAUAACUACAUAUAUUGAAGAGGGAAGGGGUUUGGUAUAACAACAUUUUUAAUUUUCUUGGCCUAUAUAUGUAAGCGUUCUACUUUGUGUCAAUCAAAUUGAAACCUGAUUAAUUACAGCAUAAUUUUCAGAGCAAAUUUGAUUGGAAAUUAA